Molecule: messenger RNA, 5769 nt
Organism: Plectropomus leopardus (leopard coralgrouper)
Lineage: Eukaryota; Metazoa; Chordata; Actinopteri; Perciformes; Serranidae
Source: RefSeq, a predicted model, not a curated record
GUAAUCAUGCCUUUUUGCAAACGGACGAUACUUCCGAAGGAUGUGUGCAAGCCCGACGGCAGGAGGCUGCUGCUGGAGGCGCGUCCGCGGCAGCAGGCGGAGGUUUUCGGGGACUUGGCGGACGUGUGCGGCUUCACCCUGUGCUCGGUGCUCCGGCAGCUCUCGGAUCUGUCCCGGCACUCGGUGAGCAUCCUGCAGGAGCUGGAGGGAGAGCUGGUGUCCGUGUGCCACCGGUCGGGCGCGCUGGAGGGCAGAGUGGUCCGGCUGCAGAGGCACGUCGCGGAGCUGGUCAGCAAGCCUCCACCAAGAACCACCAGCGGUCUAGAGGCGGAGAGCGGCAGGCGCGGCGGCAGCAGCAGCAGCCACGGCGACGGCAACCACAGCAGCAGCAGCGGCGGAGGAGGAGGCAGCAGCAGCAGCGGCGGUGCGGCCCACUUCAGGUCUCCAUGGCAACAGAGCGUGAACGUGUUCGGCUCGUGGAGCAGGCCGGAGUGUGUCGAGGAGCUGCACCAGCAGGCGCAGCUCAACCUCCAGAGCCUGCUGCAAGACUUUGAGGAGCAGUUGUAUGAUACCAAGCUGACCGGUCAGACUUUCCGGCAUCCGUCCUCGCAGAGCUCCGACGACACGUCCACCUCGCUCAGCCGCUCGCCCAUCUCCCUCAACAACAAGAGGCCUGACUUCAUCUUCCUGCCGGCGUCCAAACAGCUCUACGACGAUGAAACCACCUCCUCAGUGUUUGGACUGAGGUCCGUGACUGACCCGUCUCCCUCCCCAUCCCCCUCACCCUGCGGCUCAGAUCGCCCCCCGCUGGGUUGGAGUAGUAACAACAGCAGCAGCAGCACCGCCACUUCUGCUACUAUCGGACCGCCCGUCGCAGACAAACCACGCUGGCAGCUCGGGAGACGCACACCGGGGCACUUCAUACCGCUCGACACCACAGGUGAGGGGAGAGGAGGGAAAUUCCACGGUGUCGACCUCCUCCAGCACUCCCCGUCCCCAUCCCCCUCUCCAGGGGACACCUUCCCCCACCAACCCCGCUCCCUGGAGCCUGUCACGGACACCCUCCACCAGAACCUCCCCCUGAGGAAGACACACUCUGACCUCGACACAACCUUACCUGCAGUUAACACUUUGGAGCAGCGUGUCCCAGACCAACUUCACCCAGGGACUAUGGACCACUCUGGGCUACUGUGCUCAAACACACCCUCCGCAUCCUGGAACGGACCUAAGGGCUCCACUUUUUCUCCCGGAGCGUGGAACGAGCCUUACAAAUACAGCACGAAUAAAGGCCCAGCGGUCCCACCCAAACAGCACACCAUCAUCGGUAAUGCAGGAGGAGGGGCGCAGGACGGGGUGAUGUUGGUGAAUUCGGGACAAUCAGUGAGCUCACAUUCCAGUUCAUUCACGUCUGUGACGAACCCUUCUGGGAGAGGAGGGAAUAACAUGCCAGGGAUUUCACUGGCAACAGCGAUGAUGGGGCAACGGAGCGAGACGGAAGGGGCUCCAGCAGAUGGAGGGAGAGGAGGAGGUGGUGGAGGGGGUGUAGGGGAGUCCGGGAGAGGGCGGGAGAGGUCGGCACGUUCCAUAGCAGCAGCAAACGCUUUCAAGUUCCGGGAGCGUUCGCUUUCUACACCCACGGAUUCUGGUUCCUUUUGCUUUACAGAAGGUGGUUUAGACCAACCAGAUGGGAACGUCCUGUCUACAGGGAACGGUAAUGCCAUGACAAUAACAGACCACCAACAUCAGCAUCACAACUUCCUGGGUUUGGGUGAGAACUACGCCCUUCUCUACCCAAGAGGGAGCUCUGAAGACAGUGCCAGUACCACAGACACAAUCUCUGUCACAGCUUCAGACUACAGCACUGAUGGCCGUUUGCGCCUACGCUCGCGAUCCAUCUCGCUUAAGAAAUCAAAGCGCAAGCCGCCACCUCCUGUGAGGAGCGUCUCUCUUAUGAAGAACCUCGGUGAAGCUGAGGGGAGAAUCCACCAUGAAGGCGCUCUUUACCGGGAUGGCCGGCCAAAAAGCCUGCACAUUCCCAGGGACCACUUCCCAGACUUCCAGCCUGAUUUCCUCCUGCCCAGCUCCUCCAAACCCAGUGUUGCUGAGCGGGAGCUGGGUCAUGGAGGCACCGAUGGACCUCCUAGCCUAGAGGUCCAGGCUCCAGAGAGGGAGGGAGAGACAGAGCUGACCUUCCCCACUCACUGGCAGCUGGGGGAGUGGAAGAAUGACCCUUACAGGUCUCUAUCAGGCUCCAGCACAGCAACAGGUACCACCGUGAUUGAAUGUAUGAAAGUCAGAGGCAGCUCGGAGUCCCUGCUUGAUUCGCCCUCCACCUCCAGAGCCACGUCCCCCUCACAGCUCUCCAUGGAAACUGACACUAAGGCAUCCUCGCCCUUCAAACCCCCAGGACUUAUGUCCCCAUCAAGUGGCUAUUCCAGCCAGUCAGAGACUCCCACCCCAACUGUCCCACUUGGUCAGGGGACAGUAGGAACAACAGGGACAGCUGGGACAUUGGGCUGUAAGUUGCGUCCGAAGAUCCCAGAAAGGAAGUCGUCGCUACCAUCGCCUAAGGACCCAGCUGCAAGGUCAAGAUUGUCCUUUGAGAUGCCUGGAAAUGCACAUCUGGAGCUGUCAUCAAUCAAGCCAAAACAAAAGGCCAGCAGACGACAUUCUGACACCUCGACAGCAGCAAAACCGGGAAAAAUCAGUCCCAGCUCAUCCCAGGCAUUGCCUGUGGUCACCCAGAAUGAGCUCAAGACUAUUCGGCUUCGCUCUGUUUCUCGUGGUGACUUGGAGGACUGUCCUGAUGGGGCGUCUGACACCAUAGAAGAAGAACAGCAUAACCGAGACCUAGGCGAGGAUCCCAGUCCGCCACCCACCCUACCAAAACCCAAACCACCUGUCGCUGUCAAGCCGCCGUUGCCCAAACGGCCCCUAAAUCUCCUCCUCAAGUCUCCUUCCCCCUCCUCCACUUCCCCUCUAGCCCUUGACUCACCUCCUGCCUCACCUGUGGACCGGCCUGUACCCCUGGGCAACAUCUACAAGGUCAUGAAAAAACCGAAACCCAAAAAACCUCCACCACAAACAACAAGUCCCUCCACUCUCCCAGAUUCAACCACCGUUCCACAAACUGCCUAUGAUCAUCAAUUUCUCCCCCACUCCCAGUCACUCUUUGAUCUGCCUCCUCUCCCGGACCCCCAGCCUCUGCUGGAAGACCCAGCAAUGGAGCCUGAGUUUGACGUCGACUCAGAGACCUGUCUUGGUUCCGGGGAAGGAGGCUCCCUUCCCUCUCCCUGCAGUAACCAGGACACCCCGGAGCUGCAGGACAAGAGUAAGACGCUCCCCUCAAGGAUGACAAUCUCGUGUCUGGCAGAGCUGUCGGACAAAAAGAAACCCAAGGUUCCACCUCCAGUCCCCAAGAAGCCGAAUGUCCUGCUUCUUCCCUCAUCGGUCCACUCCUCCACCAAUGGUAGCACAGAACGUCAGACCCCACAGGCCGACAGCCCAGUGGGUCUUCGGUCUCCUGAAGGAGCCUUUCCACCAGAGGAGUUUCCCAGUUCUCCUAGUGUUCCCGAUAUGCUAGAUCAAGACGAGAACCACUUGGAUGACAAGUCAGAAGAGGAGAGUUCAAAAGAGUCAUCACUUCAAUCAUCUCUGCAGGAUUCCUCUCUUACAGAACUGGGAGGGAAAAUGGCCAGCACUGGGAUUGGGGCAGGUAUGUAAGGGUCACAGAUAUUAGAAAAGACGGUACUGCACAUCGCUGAGGAAACAGAUGAUGACUUGUUGGCCAGCACACCUGCAACACACACCACUGAAGACCUGUUCACAAUUAUUCACAGGUCCAAGCGAAAGGUUCUAGGUCGUAAGGAGCCAACGGACUCCUUUGGCAGCCGCCAGAGCCUGGUGUCCCCAGUGAAGCACAGCACCAGUGGUAGUGACCUCCGAAACCUGACCUUAGGCAGCAGUCAGAGGUCGAGUUCCCGCAAUGAGAACUUCAUGGCCCUGCUUCAGAAGAAAGGCAGCAAGUCUUCCAGCGGAGGGGCCAGAGUCUCUGCUAUGGAGCUUCUCAAAAGCACAAACCCUCUGGCAAGACGGGUCACAGAGUUUUCAACCACUACAUCGAUGUCCAGCGAAGGAGGAGAUGCCGCAUCCGGGAAUGGCAAACCCAACGAUCAAUGAACGGUAGUAUUGUCAACGGAUGUUAUCCAGGUCCAUUUGCUGUUGAUAAAGCUACCAACCAAUCCUACAAUGUGCCACCCACUGCAGAUGGGGCCUUCUAACUAACAGGUCCAACCAGAUUGCUCCAACUACUGAUUGACCAUUUGCACUGUCCAAUCAAAUUGGAGCACAUUUUUGGACAAAAUGGUCCCUCCCAUGGUUGAAGCACUAUUGUUCCUUGCCAAACCGGUCCCUCUAGGAGAGCAAGAAAUCUAUGGAGAGCAAAGUUUGUUCUCACUAUAUUUUCAAUGAAAGGUGAAGGCUUAAUGCUUCAACACUGCACUGUUUUUUCCUCAUUGGGGAUAUGCUCAGUGUGGAGGAUGCAAAGAUGGAUGGGUGGAGUAGACAUAGGGAAUAUAAGGAUAUGCAGUGGAUAUCUUUAUUCCUGGCACCGUCUGGAUGACGACAACAAGAGUCCCUGAUGAUGAAAGUGGUCAUAUCUCUGAAUCUGUAACCACUUAUACUGAUCCACACAGGACCAAAUAAAUCCAAGAAAUAAAUGGAGUAAAAUACAGAAGAUGUGAAACUUCCAAAUGAUUCGUCUACGGUUCAACAAAAUCCCUCCAGUCAGUAGCACUACAGCACCAACACCUGUAGACCUACAUAAAUUGAAGGGUAGAUUUUUAAUGGUGGGAUGCGCCCCAAAAAGUUGGGCAUCAUAACUCUUCUUCUCUCGGUGGUGAAAGAAAUACCAUAGCAGGCAUCAGCAUUGUCAGAAAACUGAACAUUCUGAUUUGAGCGGGCGAAGCGCAGGAUUUACAAAGAAAAACCACGUGGGGGCUUUUUGCCACCAAAGAUUAGGCAUGAGCAUGUCACAGAUUUGUUGCUCAUGUGAUGAACACGAACCUUAACAAAACAUUCCACAGAAACACCCAGCAAAUGGACGGCAUUUUGGAACGCAAGCACUUUCCUUUUUUCAUUGGCAUCAGAGGUCGUUUGGAUGACGAACACUCGCUGAAUUGUUUUUCUCUCAUCAAUCAUUAUUUUUUCAGUCUUUCUUAAAUUUUUUUCUCUUAUAUUUUUCCUACAUAUGCUAGAUGGCCAUAUACUGUACAUGCUUCAUUGGACUGUACUAUAUGUAUCAUGUACAAAGAUAAAUGUAAUGCAUCUAUCAACGGAUAUCAUUUGCAAACACAAAGACUAAAAAAAGUGUACAGAGCAGCAAGCAGCUUGGACUACAAACUGCCCACACCAUGGAGGGAAAAAACACACUCAAACACACACACACACACACAUGCGGACUACGGAGUAACGCCAUGGAGGAAAAGCAGAACUGUGUGUGUGUUCAUACGAGUGUGUACGCGGAUGAAAUCUUGCCUGUGGAGUUUCUGUAUGGAGAGUAUGAAGCAGGCCUGGUUAUUAAACAGGGUUUUUAUUCAUUUUGGUCUCUGGUGACGGGACCAAAGGACUGUUAAAAACUACAAACAGACCAGAGGGGACCUAGUGGUGUGUAUGUGUGUGUUUGUGGGCUUGUGUGUGUUCAUGUGCGUGUAUAGAGGGAAGUGCCAGGAACAAGACAGAGAAGAAAGAGAGAGAGAAAGAGUGUGCACG